AUGCCACCGGUCAACAGGCCGGAGCGCACUACACCAUUGCCGCCGAAGGACACGGCAUCGGUGCAGCGAAGGUUCAAGUCGUUCGCAGUGAAGGUCAAGAGGCCCAAGCCUGCGGCGCUACUGAAGCGCCCAUCACCAGUCAAGGCGGUAGAAACACCCAGGAAACACCCAGGAGAAGCGCCCAUCACCAGUCUGUCGUGGAUUCCGACGUCCAAGCGUGGGGAGUAUCUGGUGCUCAAACGCCUUGGACACGCUUCCCCACUCUCCGCAUCCACUGCUAGGAACAAAUUCGACGCCUUGUUCGGAAACAACCCGGAGGACGACGAGGCGCUCAGGGAACUGUUCCCGGAUGAUGGCCACAUCGGCGGCCGCAGGAGGCGCCGUCGUGCGUGGGCUUAA
Molecule: messenger RNA, 399 nt
Organism: Miscanthus lutarioriparius
Lineage: Eukaryota; Viridiplantae; Streptophyta; Magnoliopsida; Poales; Poaceae
Source: the annotation of a GenBank genome assembly